This is a messenger RNA of Hyalella azteca, 1717 nucleotides long. RefSeq lists its product as uncharacterized. NCBI's taxonomy places the organism in Eukaryota, Metazoa, Arthropoda, Malacostraca, Amphipoda, Hyalellidae. The record is from RefSeq and is a predicted model, not a curated record. The coding region runs from base 66 to 626 and encodes 186 amino acids. The transcript has 3 exons.
CGUUUGAAGCGGUGAGGUGUGGAUUGUAACAGUUUCACAUUGUCGGCAUUGUCUCAUCUAUUAUCAUGCGUAUCUCCAUCCUGCCUUUCGUGGCGAUGGCCACCAGUUUGGUCGCGGUGAGCGCCCAGUUCCAGGGAGCCGCCCCCGGUAUUGCCCGAAUCCAAAACAUGAUGGCCAGCGCAGUGGGCGAUAUGUCUUCUGUGGCUUCCAGACUCAGAAAUGGCUUUUCGAGGACUUUUGGCAGUAGCAGCCGCCGUUCCAAUUUUCGACCCAACCAAGCCUCCCGCAACUCUCCACCGAUUGACCCAGCGAUUCACACCAACGAGAUCGCCCCCUCCAGACAACUCGACGAAGAUGCCCCCAACGCCCCUGGAUUCGGUGGUCAGGGAGUGAGAAGACCUCCUCCCCGAGGGGGCCCUGCUUUUAGCUUUCGCCGCCUCAUGGACCAGAUGAUGGGAGGUAUGCGCAGCAUGUUACAAGGCUUCAACCGAAGAGGGGGAGGUCCGGGAAGAAGAGUCGCCCAGCAAAAGCAACUCCCCGCAGGUCAACAGUCUCCAGUCGGUCAGCAGCAAUCCUCUCACUUCCAGCACCACUCUUCUGCUCCUCAGGAACAUAAUAUCCAUUAAAUCAGGGAUAAUAUGGUAUGAAAAAUGGCGAACACUUUAUGUGCAAUACAUUUCUAUCAUUUGACUGUUCCCUUGAUCUCGCUAUCUUCAAAAAUGUGAACAAAAUUUGUGUACAUUAAAAAAAAUGUUGUUGGUUCAGAUGAUACGAUAAAUCAUUAUAUUUUUGUAGUGAUUUUAAAGCAAUUUAGGCGAAACAUAAUUAAUCCAUCGUUCAGUAGUAGACUAUUCUACGAGUUUAUUGGAACGGACAAAAAUGUCUCGUCAACGAACUUAAAUUUCCCAAUAUUUUUUAACUUUUAAUUUAGUGGUUUUAGUUGUUUGGGGAUCAAUCGCAAUACUCUUUAAUUGGUUCAUCAAAUGAUAAUGGGAUUUUAUUUGUUGACCAAUGAUCUUUCAAGUUGUGGCUUUUAUUGAAUUUUUUACAUGAUUUUUUUAGGUUCUAGCGCAAAUUCUUAGCUUGAUUUUUUCUCAACUGAGUGAAUACUGACUUCCAGAAAAUUUAUUUUAAAACUCGAGUUGUUACUUCGAGAAUAUCUUCUUCCAUGGCAGCAAUGCCAUUAUAAUUGAUUAUUAUUAAUAAUGCACUUCAUGCUACAAUUUUAUGGUAUAUUCUUUAAUUUAGGUUAACUUAAUUUAGAAUCAAAAUGAUCGGUAACGAGGAUCAAAGUAAAUUCGAAGUUCUUAAGAUAAGCUAACAAAUCUUUCUUAAAAUUAAUUGCUUUAAAUUUUAAAUUAAUUUUUAAAUUUGUUAAUAAUUAAAAUAUUCAAUUGUUUUACAAGAAAAUUCCGGUCUUGGAAAUUCAUUUUAAAGUCAGGCAUUACCGGCGUGUUCAGUAAAUUUAUUGUGAACUGUAAUUAUUAGAUAACCAAAACUUUAUCAUAUUCUCCUGCAGAAACUGAACCAAAUAUUGAAUAACUACGUAGAUAGAAGAGAUAUUUAAUUAUUAUAUGCUUAACGAAUUGUUCAGUUGAUCGUAAGUCAGUACGAAGUUCUGGCAGUAGUCGACUGGAGUACGAUUUUGUUAUUGUUGUUGUUACGAUGAACAAAUUGUUGUAUUUAUUUUUCUUACCAAAUAUAAUUGACGAAAUCA